This is a messenger RNA of Fraxinus pennsylvanica, 1572 nucleotides long. Lineage: Eukaryota; Viridiplantae; Streptophyta; Magnoliopsida; Lamiales; Oleaceae. The record is from the annotation of a GenBank genome assembly.
AUGGAUACUCUCACUGUCACCGGAUUGCUUAAACAGGUCGCCAGAAAAUUCCCCUCCCGGCGUGCUAUCUCUGUUUCUGGAAAGUUCGAUCUCACCCAUGCACGGCUUCAUGAACUAGUUGAACGCGCCGCCUCUCGCCUUCUAGCCGCCGGUGUAAAGCCUGGCGACGUAGUGGCUCUUACCUUUCCUAACUCCGUUGAGUUUAUAAUUAUGUUUCUGGCUGUGAUUCGUGUCGGAGCCACCGCGGCGCCACUUAAUACUGCCUACACUUUAGAUGAAUUUGAGUUCUACUUGUCAGACUCAGAAUCGAAGCUUUUACUGACUUCGAAGGAAGGCAAUGAACCUGCUCAAUCCGCAGCUGCAAAACUGAACAUUCCUCAUGCCAAAGCCACGCUUGCAGAUGCCGAAUCGGAAGUUACUCUGUCAUUAACUCAGUUUGAGUCAUCUCCUGACUCACUUCCUGAACUCCUAAACAACCCUUCUGAUGUGGCACUUUUUCUCCAUACAUCGGGAACGACAAGCCGCCCCAAAGGCGUUCCGUUAACUCAGCACAAUCUAUAUUCUUCCGUGCAAAAUAUCAAAUCAGUGUAUAAACUUUCUGAGUCAGACGCUACGGUUAUCGUGUUGCCGUUGUUUCACGUGCAUGGGUUACUGGCUGGGUUGUUGAGUUCGCUUGGAGCUGGAGCUUCUGUGGUACUCCCUGCUGCUGGCAGAUUCUCAGCUUCCACAUUUUGGUCGGACAUGAACAAGUAUAAUGCCACAUGGUACACAGCUGUGCCCACCAUACAUCAAAUCAUACUUGAUCGCCAUCUCAGCAGCCCCGAGCCCAAUUACCCAAAACUACGAUUCAUUAGGAGCUGCAGCGCCUCAUUGGCUCCUUCCAUCUUGGCUAGGCUUGAAGAGGCCUUUGCUGCGCCAGUUCUAGAGGCAUAUGCGAUGACAGAGGCUACACACUUGAUGGCCUCCAACCCAUUGCCUGAGGAAGGACCACAUAAGGCUGGUUCAGUUGGGAAACCAGUAGGUCAAGAGAUGGCGAUAUUAGAUGAGAAUGGGGUGAAACAGGGGGUGAAUGCCAAUGGUGAGGUUUGUAUUCGGGGUCCAAAUGUGACUAAAGGGUACAAGAACAACCUGGAAGCUAAUAAAUCAGCUUUCCUAUUUGGGUGGUUCCAUACAGGAGACCUUGGGUUCUUCGACUCGGAUGGCUAUUUGCAUCUUGUUGGCCGAAUCAAGGAGUUGAUCAAUCGUGGAGGGGAAAAGAUAUCACCGAUUGAAGUGGAUGCUGUCCUUUUAUCUCUUCCUGACAUUGCUCAAGCUGUUGCAUUUGGAGUCCCUGAUGACAAAUAUGGGGAAGAGAUAAAUUGUGCAGUUAUACCCCGAGAAGGAUCAAACCUCGACGAGGCAGAGGUGUCUAGAUUCUGCAAGAAAAAUCUUGCAUUUUUCAAGGUGCCAAAGAAGGUUUUCAUUACCGAUUCUCUCCCAAGAACUGCUACAGGGAAAAUCCAGCGACGAAUUGUAGCGGAGCACUUCCUUGCUCAGAUAUCUACUGCUAAAGUCUCCAAGUUGGGAGCCUAA